Messenger RNA from Callorhinchus milii (elephant shark), 544 nucleotides. It is a transcript of the gene nqo1, whose product is annotated as NAD(P)H dehydrogenase, quinone 1. The record is from RefSeq and is a predicted model, not a curated record. Gene Ontology annotation, molecular function: NAD(P)H dehydrogenase (quinone) activity. Gene Ontology annotation, cellular component: cytosol. The transcript has 6 exons. Lineage: Eukaryota; Metazoa; Chordata; Chondrichthyes; Chimaeriformes; Callorhinchidae.
AUGGCAGGUAAGAAAAUCCCCAUCAUUGUCACCUUCCAAGAACCACAAUCUUUCAAUGGAGCCUUAAAGGAUGUUGGAAUUUAAGAACUGGUCUUGUGGGGAUGCACUGUUCGGGUAUCUGACUUAUAUUCCAGGAAUCUCAAUGCAGUGGUCACAAGAAAUUAUGUUGUAGGAGAUGUGCAUGAUCCAAGUCAUUUUAACUAUGGAGUUGAAAUAAGUGAAGCUUACAAAAAAGGAAUAUUAUCCAAAGAUGUUGUAGAAAAACAGAAAAAGCUCAAAGAAGCAGAUUUUGUUAUUUUUCAGUUUUCUCUUUAUUGGUCAAACGUACCUGCAAUUCUGAACAGCUGGAUAGGCCAAGUUUUUGUUGAAGGAAUGGCCUAUGGAAUCUCAAAGUGUUACAAUUUAGGUUACUUCAACAGAAAAAAAAGAACCCUGCUAUCCUUCACUAGUGGGGGGCAUUGAUAAAUGUACUCCCAGGCAGAUGUAAAUGGGGAUAUUAGCAUUGUGCUGUGGCCUAUGCAGGUAUACUGGUGUUUAUAGAACU